Oryzias latipes (Japanese medaka) is the source of this 5849-nucleotide messenger RNA. Its product is annotated as homeobox-containing protein 1. Gene Ontology annotation, biological process: positive regulation of DNA-templated transcription. The record is from RefSeq and is a predicted model, not a curated record. Gene Ontology annotation, cellular component: nucleus. Gene Ontology annotation, molecular function: double-stranded telomeric DNA binding. NCBI's taxonomy places the organism in Eukaryota, Metazoa, Chordata, Actinopteri, Beloniformes, Adrianichthyidae.
UGCCCUUGCGUGAUUAUCAACAUGGCGUCUGUCUGCCGGACAAAAGGCGAAUGUGGUUGACGGCGGAUUGAAGCCCAAUUAGAAGCAGGGGGAGACAUUUUGGGAAAACUGUCAGUCCUUGCGCCUCAAGGCACCAGAUAUAUGACCAAACGACCGCCUGUGGAGGCUCUCGGACUGGAAUAAGAAUGUUCCAGCAGAGGGAGGAGCCUCGCUUCACCAUCGAGCAGAUCGACCUCCUCCAGAGGCUCCGGCGGACUGGAAUCACCCAGGCGGAGGUCCUCCAUGCUCUGGACACGCUGGACCACAUAGACAGGCAGCAUGGACACAAGUUGGCCUGUAAACCCUCCUAUGUACCACCCACGUCUUCCUCCAACCCUGCCUUCGCUUCUUCCUCCAUGACUUCCACCUCAACUCAGACAACUUUUCCCGAACACCGGCUCUCACUGUCGCCCACCAACAACUUCGACACCGCGUCUCCACCUCUGCCGGUUCCCGCCUCACCGGUCAUGGUGCCAACUGUGGUGCAGAACGGCCUGGUGCCCGUCACCAAUGGGAAGCUUUCCCCGCCCCGGUUCUCACUCGGUGUGGUGGGCGGGAAUGUACCUGGAUCAGGUUACACCUUCGAGGCCAGCGAGGACUACCUCGACGUGGAUGAGAAGGUGGAGGACUUGAUGAGGAGAGACAGUGCGGUGAUCAAAGAAGAGAUCAAGUCUUUCCUAGCUAACAGACGCAUCUCCCAGGCAGUGGUUGCUCAGGUAACAGGGAUCAGCCAGAGUCGGAUCUCUCACUGGCUCCUGCAGCAGGGAUCGGACCUCAGCGAGCAGAAGAAAAGAGCCUUCUUCCGCUGGUACCAGCUGGAGAAGACCAACCCCGGUGCCACCCUAGCCAUGCGAGCUGCCCCUCUAGCUCUGGACGACAUGGUGGAGUGGCACCAGACCCCGCUCCCAUUCAACUCGGCCCCCACGGGCUUCCGUCUGAGACGGGGGAGCCGCUUCACGUGGAGGAAAGAGUGUCUUGCCGUCAUGGAGAGCUACUUCAGCGAAAACCAGUACCCCGACGAAGCCAAAAGAGAAGAGAUUGCCACAGCCUGUAACGCUGUGAUUCAAAAACCAGGGAAGAAGCUGUCUGAUUUGGAAAGAGUUACUUCUUUAAAGGUCUACAACUGGUUUGCCAACCGCCGCAAAGACAUCAAGAGACGUGCCAACAUAGAAGCAGCCAUCCUCGAGAGCCAUGGGAUCGAGGUCCAGAGUCCAGGAGGUCAGUCGGUCAGUGAUGAGGUGGACGGGAAUGAAUUCCCCGACCAGGCUUGCGAGGCGUCCCUAUUAGACAAGAGAGCUUCAGCCAGGCAGCUGGCUUUCAGUCGAGCUGAUUUGUCUUCUCCAACCCAGGUUCCCACACCAUUUCCUGGCUGGUUUUCUGCUCUGGCCAGAGGAGGCGUGUCAGGACAGAGGGGCAUCUCUCUGAUUGGCCGCUCUCUGUUAUCGGCGUCGGUCGCUCCAGCAGAAGGUUCCAGGCUAGCAGGUGCGUCCUGGUCUCCACCCUCCCCUUCUCUGCAAGACGAGCCCAGCGUUCACAGAGCACCGUCAGAACCUCAGGACCCAGCAGGUUUGGGGAAGAACGCGGCGGACGGCGGAAGCCCGGCUUCGGCCGGCCAGCUGGAAGAGGCGGGGAGCAGCGUGGGGAACGAGAUCAAGAUGGAGUCUCUGGAGGACGACUGAUGGAGCAGCAAAAGCGGAGCAGUCGGAACAGGUGUCACUAUAUGCAAGCAGAAUAUGUGGGAAUGUAUUAAGAAAAAAGAAGAAAAGAAAAAAAAGACCAAAAGUUGUGUAAAGUCCAAUCCUGAUAUACCUCCCAACCCUACCUCCAACCACCAACCUGCUCCACUACACUCGUAUAGCAACUAUCAGUAUAUCAUUAUAAAGGUUAUAACAAAGUUUUAGUAGAGUGUUCUCCAAGUUUCUCUGAAAGUUUCAAGAUGCCCCUGAAAACAGCAGAGACUUUUUUUUAACCACCUCAUUUCUGUGGUUUGUGUUUUUUAAGGUGAGCCUCUUCUGAAACUUUCACAGAAAGCAGCCAACGAGGACACGGCGCUGUGUGCAGGUUUCCUCUGGAAACAGCACAACAACACUGUAUUUGGCGCGGGAAUCGAACCGUUUCAGGGUCUUUCACUGUGAUCGCAACACAACUGAAAAGCCUCAAUGUGUGUACAGUUCAGAGCUCAUACUCAGCGGUUCUUUUCCAUGUGGUUGUGCGUUUUCAUCCGCUUUCUGCACUAUGGCUGUGCAGGAACGACAGCAUUUCUGACGGAUGAAGACAUAAUGCACAGGAGAGCAAACCCAGGAAGAAAAAAAGUUUCUGUGGAAACAGAAAAAGAAAAGGCCAUAAUUUCAAUUUUAUAACUUGUAAUAGAUGUUAAUGUUGCAGUUUAACCAAACUUACAAUUUAUUUCUCCUUGUUUCACAUUUUAACUUGUGAUUAGAAACCUCUUUUUGUCCUUAAAGACCCACUCCGAUCAUCAUUUUUAGGUAUUUUGAUUACGACUAUGCUGUUUUCUUUAGCCAAAAUCCAAAAAAAUCUGUUGUUUUGUAGGACAGUUUCUGCAGAGCAGCAGUAGAUCAUUAAAAAUUGAUCUCAUGAGUUGUGCAGCAACCCCGCCCCCCCUUACCUUCCCCACCGCUUAGAGGUGGGAGCAGGGAGCUUGUGGCCCGCUCAGUGCAUUUUCUACGACACAAAUAAGCUCUUUUUUUUCUCCCUCUGCUCCUGACUCACAAGGAUUUGAAUAAAGAAAUAUUCAGGAAAGCAAAGUUUAGUUUGCUUUCUACAUGUCUUCCAUCGUCCAUAAAAUGCCACACGAACAGGUUUUCUCAUCGGAGUGGGUCUUUAACAGCCUCACCAAAGUUACUCGUCGUUUUCUGUUGUGUCGCUCAGACACAUUUUUAAUCCUUUUCUUCGAGUGAAUUCUUAGAGAGUGAGAAUUCAAACUCUAUAAACGCUCUCAGCGCUUUCCCCUCAAUAUUUUAUUACUAUAAACCUUAGCGGUAUUUAAGCAACUUGUACUCAAACGUCAGUGUUAGACUUUCAGGUUCUUCUUAAUCUUUACAGCCGGAACUGUAUAUAAACCCUUGAUAUCUGCCUGAUCGGCUCUUAUUUAUUCAUUUAUGCCUCCACAAUGAUUGAACACUGUGAGAUAAUCAUCCAUAUAGAUCAGGAGAGAAAAGUGAAAGAUACAGUUGUACAUACGUGCUGUUUGUAGCCUAAUGCAUUUCUAUUUACACUGCAUGUGCAUUUAAGCAUCAAAGGAGAGAAGCUAUCAGAAUGAGGCUAACUUUGUUAUUUUUUGUUAUUUUUGGUAAGAGGCAAGUGAAACAUUAGCCAAAGUAUUAAGUUUUAAUAUGUGUGUGUUUUCUGAGUGGAUGAUGGGUGGAGUCAUAGAGAUAUGCUGAUGAAAGGCACAUUAAAUGUGCCCAAUUAUUGCUAGAAAAAUAUCUUCCUGAUACGUGUAUCCGUGUUGUGUUGUCAAUGCGUUGUGUUGUAAACACCCCCCUUCGUUGUGUAGAGUUGUACGUUUAUUUGAACGACACUUUAUUGUGCACUGUGCUGAUCAGAUUCACUGCUGGUCUCACAUUUCAGCGACGGAUGGCACAGCCGCUGCGGAAGUCCAGCCUCUGCGAGGAGCUUUUGCACUUUUCAGGUCAAGUCGUGCCGUUUUUCCGGAAAAGCCCCCCAAGUUCUCCGUUUUAAUAAUCUGAAGUUUUCCUCGGCUACGUCCAAAUUCCUUCACUGCUCACUAUAUAGCGUGCUCUCCAUUCUGUGGUGCUGUCCGAAUGAGCAAUUCCAAAAUCAAGUGCUCUAGAAAUUUCCCAGAAAUCUCUGCAAAAAACCAUUGGGCAUCAAUGCUCACUUGAAUGGUGAAUAUAGACCAUAAUGCAUUGCGUUUGAACAAUUUUUGAGACGAAUUUAAAUAUUUUUUAAAUAAAAUGUCAAAGUUUUCCACUUCAGAACACAGCGGGUUCAUAAAUGGUCGUCGCAAAAACGCUCAUAUCAAUGAGAUUUACACUUGGUGAAAUCGAUGACAUCAUAUCCGCUGUUUAAAAAAAAAAAAAAAAAAGUAGUGAGCAUGGUGUCCGAAUAGCUUUCAAAAUCCAGGUCACUACACAUAGCACCAUUUAGUUUAGUGUUUGGGGAUCAGGGUGGGAAUUCGGACACAGCCCUAGUGUUUUCUAAACCCAUUUAGCAAAAAUCAUCGUUUAAACCUAGAAUUCUCUGAUCACAGUGGCUCUUAGUACCGACCAGAGACGUAACCAUUUAAACCACACAUGAAGCCAAAGGGGAACAUGUGGGCAAUAAUAUGUACCUUUGGGAUUCAGCAGCUGGCCUUCCCUGCAAGACCUUCCUAUGAACAAAUACACUCUCAUUAUCAGGAAGGAAUUUAAUCUGUUUUAAAGUCACAUGACAGCAUCUUUUCUGAACUUGUCUCAACAGAAAAGAAAUAAUUUUCUGCCGUUGAGGAGUUUCUCCCUUUUUGGCUUUAAUCUCCUGAUGCCUUUUUUAAAACCUGGUUUCUUUUUUUCCAACACCUUGUUUCUAAUGAGCUUUGAAUACCCAGAUGCACUAAAGUGUUUAUGCUCGACUCGGUGACCAGGUCUGGGUUCAGUUGGCUGCAAAACAACCACCAGUCACUUAAAGUUGGCUGUCAAAGCUUUGAUCACCAGCUGGUAGUGCCCUCUGCUGGAUACACGCUGCAUCACCUCAUGCCACAUUUUACUAGCAUGUACGUCUUCACUAAAAAUGCAACUUCCUGCGGUACUUAAGAUUGCCCACAUAUUCAAUCUUUCAUUUUAACAUCAUGUAAAUGUGUCUCCCUGACAGAAUCUCUUUAGCUUGUUGCUGCUGAACACAAAAACCCGGUUAGAUCCCAUUUUCUUCCUCAAAAUACUCCUCACACUAAAAGGCAGCGCUGCAUUGAUGAGAUCUAUUUCUAUUUUAAAGCACAUUCAUCUAAAAUGUGUGCAAUCACAACACUACAACAUCUCUAAGCAGCUUUUAUUCAAACACACUAAAGCUCUUAAUGUUCUAAUUAACAUUUUGUUGAAAGAUAAAGAGUGCACAUACGCUAUUUAUCAAAGUUUGUGCAACGUAUAAACUCACAAGCUUCAAUAAAGAGUUAAAUUAAGCUUUGAGAGCCAAUGACUGUGCUUUUAGUUCUCAUUAGGGUCAAAUGUUAGACAUUUGAUGCAGAUUUCUUACUUUCAGAGUAGAAAACGUUUUAAUAACGUGGGGUUUCCACAAUCUCUGAAUGUUUUUUUAGGAUCACAUCAGUUUUUGUGGCCUGAUUCUGAAAGGGAAGUCAGUUUUACUUUGAAGGCUUCAAACUUUUGUCAGGUUUAUUAUCAAAAACGUAAAGAUUGCAUCCUAUUUGCACUUAAUUCUACAAUUUUUUAGCUAAUUAAACAAAAACACAAACAAAUUCUGCAUAUUUCACUGUCAGACUAAGACUUUUUAAGCCCAGUUUGAUUACGAAGAAAACAGAAACUUGAGUUUUUUUGGUGUCUAACACUAAAAGCUUCCCUGUGGGUUGAACAGUGAAGUGCAGUAAAGCGGGGUUUUAUUUUGAAGUGCCUUCUGUUUGGAGGAAGACUUCUGCGGUGGCUGUGCACACGUCAAAGCAACACUACUACGAGACGUUCCGUCACAAUCCGCACGUGACGCGUCUUUGCUCAAAGCAGGUGCUGUGCAACUCGGCAGAUACCUCACCCUCACCACCCCCCCCAGCGAUAAGCUCGUCCCUGCAGGUCGCUCGGCAGUCUGAAUCCGUUUUUAGACCACUGCUGGGAGGGAAAAAAAAAAAA